AUGGCGAAGAAGAAGGGCCCAGCGACCUCUAAGGCUUCCGCGAAAGCAGCCAAAAAGGCCAAGGCCGCGCAGAAGGUCGAGCGCAAGGAGAAGAAGAAGACCUCUAAAGCUAAAGAUGAGAGCGAUGAUGAGGAUUUAGAGGGAAUUCUGGAGAAGAUGCAAAAGGAGUGGGAGGAAGCACACACUGUCACAGAGGAACUCGUCGAAGGACCCCCUAGCCGCAGGGCGAACGCGACGCUUACUGCAUGUCCCAACGGCAAUCACCUCUGGUGUAUCGGUGGAGAGUUCUUCAGCGAUGAUGGUAGAGCAUACUUCUACAAUGAUACAUUCAGAUAUUCCCCAGAAAAGGACGAAUGGCGUAAAUUCGUAUCUCCUACUUGUCCUGGACCAAGAUCGGCACACGCUGUCGUAGCGUCUCCAGCUGGAGGCGGAAAACUCUUCCUGUUCGGGGGCGAAUUCUCGUCUCUACAUCAAAAUACUUUCCACCAUUACCGCGACUUCUGGUGCUUCGAUAUUACUAUCCAUUCUUGGGACAGGAUUGACACGAAGAUCAGACCAAGUGCUCGCUCGGGUCAUCGUAUGGCGAUAUGGAAACAUUACAUUUUCCUCUUUGGUGGUUUCUACGAUCCUGGAAUUACGACACGAUACCUAAACGACCUCUGGGUGUUCGAUACCCAGGAGUACAAAUGGCAGCAGGUCGAAUUCAGGGACACGGACUCCAAGCCAUCACCUCGCAGUGGAUUCUCCUUCCUGCCUACUCCUGAAGGCAUACUUCUCUACGGCGGAUAUUGCAAGGAGUACGCUAAAGGCAAACGGCCAGUCGGGGUCAUGCUCGAUGAUACGUGGUUCCUCAACCUGUCUCUGAAGUCGGCGCCGGAAGCCGGAUCAUCAUCGAAAUCCUUCAAUCCGCUGAUUGCAAAAUGGGAGCGACGGAAGCGUCCGUCGACGGCGUACGCACCUGCGUUACGUUCCGGUUGCACAAUGACGCUUUGGGCUGCUAAAAUGACUGGCGUUUUGUUUGGCGGCGUGACGGAUGAGGAUACGAGCGAGGAAACUUUGGAAAGUCAUUUCUGGAAUGAUCUAAAUGGAUAUCAGCUUACUGGCAAAGGCCGCUGGAUGAGCAUGACUCUCAGGCGGCCAAAGGCCAAAGGCGGGGCGAAGAAGAAGAAACCGCAGGCCGCUUCAGCACAAAGGGGAGAAGAUAGCGAUGCCGAGGAUGCUGCGGACUCGGUGGUCAUGGAAGUAGACCCUGACGAUCCAAUUUUGACGACCCCGCUGCCGAGAUACAAUGCAAUGUUGGCAGUCCUUCGAAAUACACUGUUCAUAUACGGCGGGAUAUUUGAAAAAGGCUCGAGAGAGUACACUCUGGACGAUUUCCACUCGCUCCAGCUAGAUAAGAUGGAUCGCUAUGUAUGCUUGAAGCAUACGGAUGUGGUCAUAGACGAGAACGACGAAAGCAGCAGCGAUGAUGAUGACGAGGAUGACGAUGACGACGAGGAAGAUAGCGAUGAUGAUGAUUUCGACGAUGGUGCUACACUUGUGGAAGAAGAAAUGGUCAAAGACAAACUGCCUGCGAAGGAAGAGGACCUAGCUAUUGUCGAGGAGGAGGAAGUCGAGGAGGAGAUUACCAUUGACGAAGAAACCAACGCCGAUCUACGAUUGCAAGCAACCAAUUUCAUGGGUGUUGCGAAAGACACAACACGUUCCGCAGAGGAUGUAAUCAGUACCCCACUCCCUGGAGAAACUCUAGCAAUGUUCUAUGCACGUUCUCGAGAAUACUGGGCUCAGAAGGUUUAUGACAGCAAUGAUAUACGGGGAAAAGAGCUCCAUCGACUCGGGUUCUCAGUGGCUCAGGAACGAUAUGACGAGUAUAAGCCUAUCUUGAAGGAGGUUGAGAAGAUUUUGGCUGAAGCAGGUUUGGAUGAAGAGGAGAUGAGGAAUAGCGCUGCUGCGGGGCCCGCGGCAGGUGGUGUUGGCCAAAGUCGUAAUCGUCGUUGA
This is a messenger RNA of Pleurotus ostreatus (oyster mushroom), 1998 nucleotides long. RefSeq lists its product as uncharacterized. Gene Ontology annotation, molecular function: protein binding. The coding region runs from base 1 to 1998 and encodes 665 amino acids. The transcript is spliced from 16 exons. The record is from RefSeq and is a predicted model, not a curated record. Lineage: Eukaryota; Fungi; Basidiomycota; Agaricomycetes; Agaricales; Pleurotaceae.